Molecule: messenger RNA, 704 nt
Organism: Solanum dulcamara
Lineage: Eukaryota; Viridiplantae; Streptophyta; Magnoliopsida; Solanales; Solanaceae
Product: photosystem I reaction center subunit N, chloroplastic
Exons: 3
Coding region: 95-595 (166 amino acids)
Biological process (GO): photosynthesis
Cellular component (GO): chloroplast photosystem I
Source: RefSeq, a predicted model, not a curated record
ACAAUAUAACAAAAUCCAUCACCAAAACAAAUAAUUAAAAAGUGUAUCAAAUUAAAAAAAAAAUCGUGAUUGAGAUCCAAGAUUAUAGUAGAAUAUGGCAGCAAUGAACUCAAGUGUAUUGGCAUGUAGCUAUGCUGUGUCUGGCAUGGGUUCAUCUGAACUCACAUCAAAAUAUGCCGUUUCUAUGGCUUCCCCAUCACUUCAGAAAUUGCCAGUCAUCAUUAAGGCUCAACAACAAUCCUCUAACCAGGACAAUGACCAAAUAGCAGCCGGAAGAAGAGUGGCUCUCCUUGGCCUUGCUGCUGCCCUUUUCACCACUGCUUCCUCUGCCAAUGCUGGCGUCAUCGACGACUAUCUUGAGAAAAGCAAAGCCAACAAGGAAUUGAAUGACAAGAAGAGGUUGGCGACAAGUGGUGCAAACUUUGCAAGGGCAUACACUGUUCAGUUUGGAACUUGCAAGUUCCCCGAGAACUUCACCGGAUGCCAAGACCUAGCCAAGCAAAAGAAAGUGCCAUUUAUAAGUGACGACUUGGCAUUGGAGUGCGAAGGCAAGGACAAAUACAAGUGUGGUUCUAAUGUGUUCUGGAAAUGGUGAAGCUUUGCUAGAAGACUUUUGUAUUCUUAAGCAUACUCCUCCUUUCUGAAAAUGUAUCUAUUAUUUGUGACACUGAGAAUGAAGUAAUUACCAUCCAUUUUCUUUUUAA